CGAUAUCGAGGGGUCCAUUGCUUCACCCAAAUUGACAUCUUUUCUGUUGCAAGUUUUGGUCACUGGGCUCAUACCGGCCCUACACUCGCCCAACAUGUUCAAGAAGGAGUUCCAGCCCGGCGCUAAGUCAAAAGUCAAGUCGUCUGCUCAGAGAGCAAUACGCGCCAAGAUCGUGGAAACAUAUCCUCUCAUCGAGCCCUACAUUGAUCAGAUUAUGCCCAAGAAAGAGCAACUCGAUGUUACAAAGAUCCCAGACCGCGUCCAACUCUACAGCUUCGGCUCCACACCACUUUUCUGGCAGCACAUGGACGACCCGAUAAUACCGCAUCUGAAAGUCGUGCACCAGUACCCACAAUGCUUCCAGCAUAUUCGCAUCGAUCGUGGUGCCAUCAGAUUUGUGUUGAGUGGUGCAGCACUCAUGGUGCCGGGGUUGACGAGUCCCGGCGGAAGACUCCCUGGUGGAAAGGAAGAGCCAUGGAACAACGGAGGGAAUGAGAUUGAGGCGGGUGACGUGGUUGUCGUGGAUGCAGAGGGCAAAGAGAAUGCUUGUAUGGUGGGUGUAUUGAGCGUGGGCACCAAGGAAAUGAAAGAGAAGAAGAAAGGACCAGGCAUCGAGGGAGGACAUUACGUGGGCGAUGGCUUGUGGAAGUUGGACUUGUGAGCAGUAUCUGGAUGGAAUGCACAGCAGUAUCCGCUCAGAGACGAAGACCUGGGUCAGCGUGCCCUGCGAAGACACAUGGAGCGAGAGAUACACCCAGAGGAGUGGUCUAUGCCCAGCCAGGCACAAUAUGCAGGCGGUUGACAACCAACUGAAGGGUGCAAUACGUGCGGUCUCCAGUACUUACGCACUUACAUGCCCGACUCUCCCCAAGAGAAUUGCAAAAAGAUUGCAAGAGGGGACAGAAGGUGGUGACAGGAUGACAAUACCUGAUACAAUCGCAAAAUUCGUUAUCAACUCUACUGCGAGUCCACAGGUAUCCGCAGCGUGCCAGCAAAUAUCUUCGCCCUAGCUGUUCGGGAAAAGGCUCACUGCGUUCAAAGGCAGGAAUCCGAAACAAUCGAAUAUCGACGUGCCGUUCACCCAGUUAUUGCUGAGUCUUGACAACACGCCCGCAGUACCUCCUUCGCAGAUCGAACGGGGUCGUCCGCCGAGAAUUUGGAUUGCCCUCUCCCAUCCCAUCGAGUUCAUA
This is a messenger RNA of Cercospora beticola, 1190 nucleotides long. RefSeq names its product translation machinery-associated protein 20 (gene TMA20). Gene Ontology annotation, molecular function: RNA binding. Gene Ontology annotation, biological process: formation of translation preinitiation complex. The record is from RefSeq and is a predicted model, not a curated record. NCBI's taxonomy places the organism in Eukaryota, Fungi, Ascomycota, Dothideomycetes, Mycosphaerellales, Mycosphaerellaceae.